UUUAUUAGCAAGCCUUUCAGAUAUAUAAAGUUUCCAUUAUUUUAAUUUAAUAUAUUUAUUUUGAUAAAGUGGCUGUAGUCAGUCCAGCCGACUGACGUCAUUUCCACAAGUUGCAUUUGUGUCAAGCGUGAGUGCAUCAAGGUUAACAACAGUUGAGAGGCUCAUCUAUAUCUGGGAUCUUGUCAACAGUAAUACUUCGUCGACAGAAUCAGGCAAGACCGAGGCAUUUCAUUUAUGAAGGGUUUUAUGUUUAAAGGAAAAAUAGCCAUGCUGUGAAACUCAGACUCACAACUCUAAGAAGGCUUUUGGAAGUUUAUUUGUCCUUUAUGACCUGAGUCCGAUUCAAGAGUCAAAGGGGAAACAAACUCUGCCAUGAGCGCAAAAUAUCUUGACUCAGAAAUGACGACGGAGAACAGAAGCAGGCACAAUGGAAGCAGAGAAAGGCUGGGACUGAGCUUCACCAUUGACUAUCUUUUGUUCGAUAGAGGAGGUAGUAAAGAAGAAGCUACAGGAAGUCGUGCGACAGAGCGGACGGAGAACAACAGCCUAAAUCAUCAGAAUCCUAAACUCGAACAGGUGGAGAUCCACAAGGAGACACGAUGCACGCGUCUCAAACAUUCAGUGGCAGAGAGUGGAAAAAUCGACGCCAGUGACGAAGAGGGGGAUGAAGAGCAACAUGAGGAGGGGGAGGAGGAAGUGACCACCACCACAAUAUCUACAAGCAGCAGUCCAGAAAAAUGUGCAGACAAACCCAACCAGUCGUACAUCGCACUUAUCUCCAAGGCAAUCCUGGAGUCUGAGGAAAAGAAACUGCUGCUAUGUGACAUCUACCAGUGGAUCAUGGACCACUACCCCUACUUCAAGAUCAAGGAUAAAAACUGGAGGAACAGCGUCCGUCACAACUUGUCCCUCAAUGAUUGCUUCAUAAAAGCCGGCCGAAGCGACAAUGGAAAAGGCCACUUCUGGGCAAUUCACCCAGCAAACUAUCAAGACUUUUCAAAAGGGGACUACCACUGUCGGAGGGCGCGGCGGAGGGUACGCAAAGUGGCCGGACAGCUCCGACUUUCCUCCCUGACCUCACCAUACCACCCUGCCGCCACCAUCGCCCACCCCCACAGAACAACAUACUGGUGCUGUCCUCAGACCCCAGCACUGCCUCUGUCCUGUGUGACACCCAGACUCUACUGGCCUUGGUCCAGCGUUCAGCCACAAGUGGGUCUCUACAUGGGCCUAAAUGGCUCUGUACCCUGAAAGUGUGUAUGCAUGAAAAAUGCUGUACUAUACAGUUUGGCCCUGGAAUACUGCUGGGUAAAGGAGAAAUGUCAUAGUCUCAUUUGUUAAUGAUUAUAUCAUGAUGUCUUGUUGAAACUGAAAUUGCCUUGGUUAAUACU
This is a messenger RNA of Cololabis saira (Pacific saury), 1391 nucleotides long. RefSeq names its product forkhead box Q2 (gene foxq2). Lineage: Eukaryota; Metazoa; Chordata; Actinopteri; Beloniformes; Belonidae. The record is from RefSeq and is a predicted model, not a curated record. The coding region runs from base 373 to 1251 and encodes 292 amino acids. The transcript is spliced from 2 exons. Gene Ontology annotation, biological process: cell differentiation; regulation of transcription by RNA polymerase II; anatomical structure morphogenesis. Gene Ontology annotation, molecular function: DNA-binding transcription factor activity, RNA polymerase II-specific; RNA polymerase II cis-regulatory region sequence-specific DNA binding.